This is a messenger RNA of Sclerotinia trifoliorum, 1493 nucleotides long. The record is from the annotation of a GenBank genome assembly. NCBI's taxonomy places the organism in Eukaryota, Fungi, Ascomycota, Leotiomycetes, Helotiales, Sclerotiniaceae.
UUUUUGAGUAUUCAUUUGCUUUCAUUUUCUCUCUAAUCACUUUCUUAUCCAAAAGUAUAACUAUACUGAAUACCUCCUAAAAUAAACGCAGCUGUUCUUUAUCGCACUUGAUUCCAUAGCAGGUAGCUUACUAUCAAACAACUUGCGAGUGCUUCUGCCAAUGCCCCCCGAAAACAACAGGUGGGAGCCUUACUAUCAACAACAUGAUCAAGGUCGUAAUCAUGUAUUCAACGGCCAUGGCCAUGACCCAGAAACACCUUGUAUUUGGGAAACGAUGGAAAGUUAUCAAAGAGAAUGGUCAUUCCCAGCAUUCUCCCGAGCCAUUGAAUCUGUUCCAUACGACUUUCCUCCACAUGAAGAUGGAGAGCAAUGCAUCUACGAAAUAAUAGCUUGGGAGAACUGUUCUUGGGAAACCCCAGCGGAAAAUCCAAAUGAUGAUCAUAUCGGGUUUUGCGUCGUUGGGUUUACAAGGCCUUGUAAAUAUUGGAAGCCUGAUCAAUUGGGACCGCGUACUUGUUGUGACUUUGGAAUGAUAUUUGUUUUGAAGGAACCAGUGAGGGAGGGAUAUUGUCUUGGAGAGAAUUGUCCAGAAGGUGUGGGGAGAAAGAGCUUCCCCUUUAUUGACUACCUGACUUCGUUUUAUUAUGGGCAUUGUCGCGUGGAGUUACAAGACGAAAAUGAACGGCUUCAUUUAUUGAAAGCAGAGAGAGCGGUGGGGAAGGAUGUGCGUUUCGCAUGGAAAAAUGCAGAUGGACCUGGUUAUAAAUCCUUUGAGAAUGAGAGGGUACAAUAUAAUUUUGGGUGGAACGGACGCAUGAUAGUCCCUAAGCCGGUUAAGAGUCAUGUGCCGAGUGACAGUCCGUCGCCGUGGUGAUCCUAAAAGAGCUGGAUCAAAACCGAAUACGAUAUUAUGGACAUGAACUUUUGUUAAGACUCUUCGCGGAUGUUGUGGUUGCAUUAUGAGCAGGCGGAUGGAUGCGAUUUACGAUGUUGUAAAGACGAACCCAGAGAUACGAGUAUUAUGUUCGCGGGAUUCCGGAAGUAUGGGAUUGUAUAGAUGGUUUGAUUUUCGGGAUCGUGCGUACAUUGGGAUAUUGCCGUUGGCAUUCUUCAGACAAUUGAAUAACCCGCAAAAAUGUAUGGAGUUUGUUUGGUUUGAAGCAGCCGAGAACCUCCUGGUUCUUUUCUUCCUGCCAAUAAAGUUAUGCAAUAUGGCUAAAUGACUGAAUUUCUGCAUGUCCUGCUCUCAAAAUGGUUUUCUUUAUCUUCAGUGCUUCACGAUAUCUUUGAAGUAGGAUGAAGCGCAAUCUUAACUGAUAUCAAGGGCCAUUGCCUCCGAGGACACUCGACUUCGGAAUUGGUAAAAGUUUAUGAAUCAAGAUUUGCUCAGCAUCUUUGACUCCUAACCCAGAUCAUCAUACUGAUUAUGGCUGCACUGCCCAGAACACUCGUGCAUACCAUCUUCAUCAUCACUCAAAGAUCCCAAAUAAAAU